Molecule: messenger RNA, 2473 nt
Organism: Solanum verrucosum
Lineage: Eukaryota; Viridiplantae; Streptophyta; Magnoliopsida; Solanales; Solanaceae
Product: CDPK-related kinase 5-like
Exons: 11
Coding region: 232-2055 (607 amino acids)
Biological process (GO): protein autophosphorylation; intracellular signal transduction; peptidyl-serine phosphorylation
Cellular component (GO): nucleus; cytoplasm
Molecular function (GO): calcium/calmodulin-dependent protein kinase activity; ATP binding; calcium-dependent protein serine/threonine kinase activity
Source: RefSeq, a predicted model, not a curated record
GACAAAAAAGCGAACAUCUCGUCGUUUCCUUUUUAUCGCCUUCUGCCCUCUGCAGAUCCAUCUUCUUCAUCGCUCUUCAACACAAAUUCAAACUUCAAAAUAAACAAAUUUCCGCUAAUUUAUACUAAUUUCGUUAUCGUGCAGUUUUCUCAACUUUGAGAGCUAACUGAGCUAUUUUUUUUUUUGCCUUAAUUUGUUCUUCAAGUACAUUGCGUUGUUUCUGAAACCCCAAUGGGUGCUUGCACUUCUAGACCCUCAAAUUAUUCCAGCGACAGCAUUACUGUCGCCGGAAACGGAGCUACACUUCCGGUGAAAGCUACUCCGAACAAUAAUGAGGACGUUAACAGCCAUCAGCAAGAAAGGACGAAAAAGGACGAAGCUGAUGUAGGUAAAAAGUCACCUUUUUUCCCUUUCUACAGUCCUAGUCCGGCGCAUUAUUUGUUCUCCAAGAAAUCUCCGUUGAGAUCUCCGGCGAAUGCCAGCUCUAAUUCUACUCCUCGAAGGUUUUUUAAACGGCCAUUUCCUCCGCCGUCUCCGGCGAAACACAUCCGUGCUGUGUUGGCUCGGCGACACGGCUCUGUGAAACCGAAUGAGUCUGCGAUUCCCGAAGUAAAUGAAACGGAGGUUGGCGGCGGCGGCGCGGGGCUUGAUAAGAGUUUUGGAUUUUCGAAGAAUUUUGGGAACAAGUAUGAACUGGGAGAGGAAGUUGGAAGAGGGCAUUUUGGAUAUACUUGUAAAGCUAAGUUCAAGAAAGGUGAGGUUAAAGGACAAGAAGUUGCUGUAAAAGUCAUCCCCAAAUCAAAGAUGACUACUGCAAUAGCCAUUGAGGAUGUGAGAAGAGAGGUGAAGAUAUUAAGAGCUUUGACAGGACAUAGCAAUUUAGUAAAAUUUUAUGAUUCAUAUGAAGACCACACCAAUGUCUACAUAGUCAUGGAGCUGUGUGAAGGAGGUGAGCUUUUGGAUAGAAUACUCUCUAGAGGUGGAAAGUACUCAGAGGAUGAUGCAAAGACUGUAAUGAUACAAAUACUGAAAGUUGUAGCAUUUUGCCACCUUCAAGGUGUGGUACACCGGGAUCUUAAGCCAGAGAAUUUCUUAUUCACGUCUAAGGAGGAAAAUGCACAACUUAAAGCAAUAGACUUUGGACUGUCUGAUUUUGUGAAGCCAGAUGAAAGACUUAAUGAUAUAGUUGGUAGUGCAUAUUAUGUCGCGCCCGAGGUUCUACAUAGAUCUUAUAGUACAGAGGCUGAUGUUUGGAGUAUAGGUGUCAUAGCAUAUAUCCUAUUGUGUGGAAGCCGUCCUUUUUGGGCUCGAACAGAAUCUGGGAUAUUUAGGUCUGUCCUCAAAGCUGAUCCAAGUUUUGAAGAACAGCCUUGGCCUACAUUAUCUUCUGAGGCGAAAGACUUUGUGAAACGUCUAUUGAAUAAGGAUCCCCGGAAAAGAAUGACUGCAGCUCAGGCUUUGGGUCAUCCAUGGAUAAAGAAUAGUCACAACAUAGAAGUGGCUUUGGAUAUUCUGAUAUUCAAACUGAUGAAGGCUUACAUGCGGUCCUCUGCUCUUAGGAAAGCUGCACUACGGGCUUUGUCAAAGACAUUGACAGUAGAUGAGCUAUUCUAUUUGAAGGAGCAGUUUGCACUGCUACAACCAAGCAAAAAUGGCACCAUAAGUUUCGACAAUGUUAAAACGGCCCUGAUGAAACAUGCAACAGAUGCAAUGAAGGAAGCUCGCAUCCAUGAUUUUCUUGCAUCGCUUAAUGCGCUGCAGUACAGGAGGAUGGAUUUUGAAGAGUUUUGUGCAGCGGCAUUAAGUGUUCAUCAACUUGAGGCUUUUGAUCGGUGGGAACAACAUGCACGUUGUGCCUAUGAAAUCUUUGAGAAGGAAGGCAAUAGGGCCAUUAUGAUAGAAGAAUUAGCUUCGGAACUUGGUCUUAGCCCUUCGGUUCCUGUCCAUGCUGUUCUACAUGACUGGCUCAGGCACACUGACGGAAAGCUCAGUUUUCUUGGUUUUGCAAAGUUGUUGCAUGGAGUGUCUAGCCGUUCAGUUACAAAAGUUCAAUGAUUCAAGCCCCACUGAAUCAGAAAAUGGUUCUCUUGGUGUAUCCACAUUCUCGUUAUGAAUGCAUUGUUUGGCAGUCAAAUGACCUUGGAGUGAAGAAUGACGAAGAUCAACUUAUGUCCCUCAUUCUGGAGCUUCAUAGAUCUCAUUAUUUUUUCUGGGACUAGUAUGAGAUUCCAUGGAACAACUUUCCAGGAGAGGAUGAGAGGUUUGACCGCCGUGUGUUAUCAGAGCAGUGACAUCCUGCAUAUAGAGUUCUUACUGUAAAGCUGUAGUUAGUUAUGUUUGAUUGCAGGUGAGAGUACUUCUCAGCUGGUUUUUGGUCACACACUAGGUGUUUUAACCUGUUGGACAUGCGCUGAUGUCUACAAUUGCAUUGUGUAAUGUUGUCUACAUGUCUUUCUAGUUUAGUAGUUCCACC